AUGGCUCGUGGAGAAGGAACCACGUCAACAAAGACCGAAAAGGGGAGCAUCGCUCCGGAGGCUCAAUCCUUGGAAAAGGAGGAAGCGCCCAAGGAAACUGCCAAAAUCAGGGUUCCAGAAGCACCCAAACGCACGAGGGUGCCAGAUGCCGUUCAAAGGAAAUGGGCAGCCGAGAGACAGAAGGGCCCGCAACCCAGCAGACUGGCGCAGGAACUGCGCAACUACCAGGCCGAAAGGAAGAGACAUUCGAUGGAUGUGUAUGUCCAGAUCACGGGCCUGGACUCAGGAAAGACGCGCGGAGUCAAGGCGCUACUCGAUAGUGGCUGUAGCACCUGCUGCAUUGAUACCGACUACGCACGGGCAGAGAAGCUGGAUAUCCAAGAACUUCCCCAACCCAUUGUGGCUUGUAACGCCGACAACACCGAGAACGGAAAGCUCGGAUCUUCAUCGGUCUUGAUUGGCUGA
Molecule: messenger RNA, 465 nt
Organism: Mycena citricolor
Lineage: Eukaryota; Fungi; Basidiomycota; Agaricomycetes; Agaricales; Mycenaceae
Source: the annotation of a GenBank genome assembly